This is a messenger RNA of Brassica napus (rape), 1152 nucleotides long. Its product is annotated as transcription factor MYB44-like. Gene Ontology annotation, cellular component: nucleus. Gene Ontology annotation, biological process: regulation of DNA-templated transcription. The record is from RefSeq and is marked provisional. NCBI's taxonomy places the organism in Eukaryota, Viridiplantae, Streptophyta, Magnoliopsida, Brassicales, Brassicaceae. Gene Ontology annotation, molecular function: DNA-binding transcription factor activity, RNA polymerase II-specific; RNA polymerase II cis-regulatory region sequence-specific DNA binding.
ACCUCACUCCUCUCCCUCGACUCCAUCGUACGAUUGCGUAACAGAAAAAAAAAAAGAGUUAGACACAUCAACGCAGCCAGAUGGUGACACGUGUUAACCUACAGCUGUAUCCCAAAACAUUCAAAACCGCUUGCGUGGAAGAAGCGGUGCCCAUGGGGCCAUGACUUUCUCCACCGACUCAGUCGGUUACCGGUUACGUUUCCCAUUUCUCUGUUAUAAAUACUUUUUCUUCCUCUCUUCAGUUAUUGAAAGAUCCUCUCUCGCCUGAUGCAAUGGCGGAUCGUGUGAAAGGUCCAUGGAGCCAAGAAGAAGACGAGCAGCUGAGGCUGAUGGUGGAGAAGUACGGACCGAGAAACUGGUCGGCGAUCAGCAAGUCCAUUCCAGGUCGAUCUGGUAAAUCUUGUCGAUUACGGUGGUGCAAUCAGCUAUCUCCGGAGGUUGAGCAUCGACCGUUCUCCGCGGAGGAAGACGAGACGAUUGUCUCCGCUCGCGCCAAGUUCGGUAACAAAUGGGCCACGAUCGCUCGUCUUCUCAACGGCCGCACGGACAACGCCGUGAAGAACCACUGGAACUCGACGCUCAAGCGGAAAUGUUCAGAUGGGAAUCCGACGGCGGAGGAGGAACAAGAUCCGGCGAAGAAGAGGAGAUCGAUGAGCUCUGAGUCCGUCCCUCCGGUGGACACUGGGUUGUACAUGAGCCCUGAGAGUCCCGCCGACGUUGGUAGCGACUCAAGCGCGGUUCCUCCUCAGCGUUUUAAACCAAUGACGUCUUCGUCGGAGGAGGAUCCGGCAACGACGUUGAGUCUGUCGCUGUCGGUUCCCGUAAGCCAGGAGUCGAGGAACACGGGUUCGAGCGACAACUCGUUGCCGUUUCCGAGGUUUGAGAGGCAGAUGAAGAUUAAUGUAGAGGAGAGAGGGGGGGAGGCGCGUAGAGCUGAGUUUAUGACGGUGGUGCAUGAGAUGGUUAAGGCGGAAGUGAGGAGUUACAUGGCGGAGAUGCAGAGAAACAACGCUGGUGGAUUCGUCGUCGGAGGUUUCUAUGAUAGUGGAAUCACACCUAAGGUUGAGUAGUUUUUUGGCACGUGUGAGAGAGAGAGUUAGGUGAUCGAAUCGGUUUGGGGAUUUGAAGAGCAAUUCAUUUUUGGGUUGUGGU